Messenger RNA from Syngnathoides biaculeatus (alligator pipefish), 3951 nucleotides. RefSeq names its product ADAM metallopeptidase with thrombospondin type 1 motif, 1 (gene adamts1). Gene Ontology annotation, cellular component: extracellular matrix. Bases 288 to 3125 code for a protein of 945 amino acids. Gene Ontology annotation, biological process: proteolysis; extracellular matrix organization. Gene Ontology annotation, molecular function: zinc ion binding; metalloendopeptidase activity. The record is from RefSeq and is a predicted model, not a curated record. The transcript has 8 exons. NCBI's taxonomy places the organism in Eukaryota, Metazoa, Chordata, Actinopteri, Syngnathiformes, Syngnathidae.
UGGAGGCUCACUUGGACCAAAAAGCAACGCUGCACCUUAAAGACAAAAGCGGGCGCUCACAUUUGUUCGGUUUUGGAGGCGCAGAAAGGGCCAAAAGCCUGUUGGAUUUACUGCUGAGUUCCAGUGGUUAUUUACGUUGAGUCAAAUAAACUUUUUUGUCAGUGUGACUUUUGGGACUUUCGUCCUUUUUAGAGUUUUGCGGACGUUUUGAGUCUGAAGUGAUAGGGCUUAAUUUUCGCCCACGUCAACUUUUGCAUCGUUUGCAUCUGCUGGUUGGAACCAGUUGUAUGAUGUGGUUUGUCUGUGUUUCUAUUGGUUUUAUGGCCGGUCUGUGCACCGGCUUGACCCAUAGCGCGUGGGAAGAGAGCACCGUAGUGCCUGUCAGACUAGACUCAACGGCCCGACUGGCGAGUGACACCGAACCGGGGCGGACUCUCUUCCCUGAAGAAAAGCAGAAGCUGUCGGAGACGAGGGUGUACAGGCUGGACGUUUUUGGUAACGAGAUCAUCUUGCACUUGGAGUCCGAUCAGACCUUCUUGUCCCCGGGGUUCGUCUUCCACAUUGUGGGAAGUCCCGAAUCCGAACUGAACCAAGGUCCCAAGAGCGCGGACGAUUCCGCUUGUUACUUCUCCGGCACGGUGAACGGAGAAGAGCACUCCGCUGCUGCGCUGAACCUGUGCCACGGGCUGACCGGUGGAUUUUACUUUCUCGGCCAAGAGUACUUCAUCAAACCACUCAACGUGGGCGAUCAGGUGAAGGAUGAGGAGAAUGAGGCCCACCUCAUCCGCCGGAGAGCUCGAACAGCAGUCGCUCAGGGGAUCUCCAAGUGUGGGGUCGAUGAGGACGAGGCGAGGGCGCCAGCGAAUCUGGACCAUGUGCCCCAACGUGAAGCCGCCAAUUCAGACUCUAAAGCCCAUCAUAGGACCAGGCGUUUUGUCUCCACUCCUCGCUACCUGGAGAUUAUGAUGGUGGCUGACCAGUCCAUGGCUGAGUUUCACGGUGCGGGCCUCAAGGCUUACCUCCUCACCAUUAUGGCCGUAGCAUCCCGCCUGUAUCACCACCCCAGCAUCCACAACUCCAUCAGCCUGGCUGUGGUAAAGCUGCUUGUGGUCUACGAGGAAGAGAAAGGCCCUCAAGUGUCGUCCAAUGCUGCCAUGACCCUCCGCAACUUCUGCCAGUGGCAGCGGCAGCACAACCCCCCCAGUGACCGCCACCCUGAGCACUAUGACACAGCUAUGCUCUUCACCAGGACGGACCUGUGUGGUGCCCACUCGUGUGACACCCUUGGAAUGGCUGAUGUAGGUACCGUGUGUAACCCAGACAAAAGCUGCUCAAUCAUUGAAGAUGAUGGACUGCAAGCUGCAUUCACUGUGGCACAUGAACUAGGUCACGUCUUCAACAUGCCACAUGAUGAUGCCCAACUGUGCUCUGGGGUGAACGGCCCCCACUGGGGCUCCCAUAUGAUGGCCUCAACCCUGUCCAAUCUUGACCAGCAGCAGCCGUGGUCCCCUUGUUCUGCGCUCAUGGUAACCACCUUUCUUGACAAUGGCCAUGGUCAGUGUCUGCUUGAUAAGCCGUCCAAGCCGCAACCGCUCCCUCAGCCUCUUCCCGGGACAGUCUAUGAUGCAGACCAUCAGUGUCGCCUUACUUUCGGCGACAACUCCCAACAUUGCCCUGAUUUGAGCACCACUUGUGCGGCUCUGUGGUGUACUGUGACAACAUCCAGUGGUUUCUUGGUGUGCCAGACCAAGAACUCUCCAUGGGCCGAUGGAACCCCCUGUGGGCACGAUCGCUACUGUCUGGCCGGCCAGUGUCUCACAAAGAGCCAAGCUUCCAAAAAUCAGAUUCCUGUCAAUGGAGCCUGGGGAGUGUGGGGUCCCUGGGGUGACUGCUCUCGGACAUGUGGGGGAGGGGUGCAAUACUCCUUCCGUUCAUGUGAUAACCCUUUGCCGAAGAAUGGAGGCAAGUACUGUGAGGGCAAGAGGAUCCAGUAUCGCUCUUGUAAUACGGAGGCCUGCCCUGACACCAACGGCUUGUCAUUCAGGGAGGAACAGUGUCUGGCUCACAAUGACAUGUCAGCCCAACUGUCUCUUGGAUCAGGCGAGGGUGUUGAAUGGGUGCCCAAAUAUGCUGGAGUUUCACCUAAAGACCGGUGCAAGCUUGUGUGCAGGGCCAAGGGAACAGGAUACUUCUUUGUCCUCAAAUCGAAGGUGGCGGAUGGAACACCUUGCAGCCCUGAUUCCACCUCAGUUUGUGUUCAAGGCCAGUGUGUCAAAGCAGGAUGUGAUCGAGUUAUUGGUUCCAACCAGCGCGACGAUAAAUGUGGUGUGUGUGGAGGGGAUGGGUCUACCUGCAAGAAAGUAUCGGGCUCAUUGGAGCGUGCCAGGCCUGGCUACCAAGACGUGGUGACAAUCCCUGCAGGUGCCACCCAUCUUGACGUAAAACAGCGGACCCCUGGCAAUGGCCGCCAUGACAACAGUUACUUGGCAGUGCGUCAACAGGAUGGUACUUACCUGUUGAAUGGUGAUUAUAAGCUAAUGACCAUGGAGUCUGACAUCACUCUGCGAGGGGCACUGCUGCGGUACAGUGGUUCUUCUGCCAGUCUUGAACGGCUCCGCAGCUUUUCCCCCCUCCCUGAGUCUCUCACUAUUCAGGUAUUGUCUGUGGGGGAAGCCCCAAGGCCCAGAGUGAAGUACACCUACUUUGCUCCCCGACCAAAAAAUGCUGCUUCUGUUAACACUAACGGAGGGCGUCGGCAUUCCAUCAAUGCCAUUCGAGAGUUGGGCGGCGCUGAGUGGACACUGAUGGAGUGGGGUCCCUGCUCUCACAGCUGUGGAGGUGGUGUGCAACAGAGAGAAGUGGUGUGUCUGGAUGCCCAAGGCCUUCCAUCCAAAGAUUGCCCAGAGGAGCUGCGACCUUUGGCCUCACGUUCCUGUGCCUCUCAGCCUUGCCCCACCUGGCUUCUUGGAGAAUGGUCUGUCUGCUCAAAGACCUGUGGCAGAGGUUUCCGAAAACGCCAGCUCCGCUGCAUUGGCUAUGAUGGCCACACGCUUACCCACGAUAGCUGUGACUCCAAAGACCGACCACGACCGCUCUUGGAGCUGUGCUAUCGGGCUGCCUGCUAAGGAUUUCUUGGACAAUCUGACCUGUAUUUCCCAAACUGAUUAAUUCCUCAUGUCAGUGACUGCAUCCGUACAUUCCACAAACACAUUUUCUGUGUCACAAACUUGGAGGAACAAAGUCUGCCACCUAUCUUUGGAGUCCAGCAAUGGGACAUCAACGAGCAUAUAGACGUUCAUGCUGUUUACAAUUCCAAUGGUAUGUUUGUGUGUGAUAGUAUGCAUAGAUUUGAGACAUAUAUAUCGUUUGUCUAAGCUGGGCUGGACGGACUUUAAUGGUUGUGGAAAUUAUUGUGGCAUGGACAUGUCGGUGUGUGUGUGUGUGUGUGUGUGUGUGUGGUGUGUGUGUGUGUGUAUGUGUGUGUGUGUGAAAAAUAGCUCAUAUUCUACUUAGUAACCCCAUCAGGUAUGGAAAUUUAGAUUUAGAUUUAUUCUGAACUAUCACCCAACAUUUAUUUAUCACAAACCAGUAGCACUUCACUUUUGUUUUUAUUUUAACCAUCCGCACAUUGUUACACUAAUUUUGUCUCUAUGAAAGCCUUUAUUUAUAGCCAUAUCUUGAAAACCUAAGAAUUUGUGUGUGAGCAUGGAUGUGUGUGUGUUUGUAUGAGAAGACCUAUAGAGGGACUUGUCUCCUGCUACUACUUCAUAAGUAAGUCUCUCCUGCCUUCUGGGAAGGCAUUGUGUUUGUGCAGUUUUUCCUCUUUUGUACAAAAUAUCUAAACAUUAUUUAUUUUUGUACAGCCUGUUAAAUAUAAUCAUGUGUCCGGUUUAAUAUUAUUUUUAUUUGUUAUUGACAUCACAGAAGGAAGUAGACUAUAUAGACUAUUUA